Molecule: messenger RNA, 1293 nt
Organism: Kluyveromyces lactis
Lineage: Eukaryota; Fungi; Ascomycota; Saccharomycetes; Saccharomycetales; Saccharomycetaceae
Gene: VPS4
Product: AAA family ATPase VPS4
Exons: 1
Coding region: 1-1293 (430 amino acids)
Biological process (GO): endosomal transport; vacuole organization
Molecular function (GO): ATP binding; ATP hydrolysis activity
Source: RefSeq, a predicted model, not a curated record
AUGAGCACCGGUGAUUUUUUAACAAAGGGAAUUGAUUUAAUACAAAAAGCCAUUGAUUUAGACACAGCUACGCAAUAUGACGAGGCUUACACCGCAUAUUACAAUGGAUUAGACUAUUUGAUGCUAGCAUUAAAGUAUGAGAAGAACCCCAAAUCUAAGGACUUAAUUCGAGCAAAAUUCACUGAGUAUCUGAAUCGUGCAGAACAAUUAAAGGAGCAUUUGGAAACAGAACAACAGAAGAAACAAGAAAAGCCAAAAAAGGCAGCCACUGCUUCUGGUUCAGGUGGCAAUUCCAAUACAGAGGACGAUGCAGACGAUAAAAAGCUAAGAGGAGCCUUAUCAGGGGCGAUCUUGACAGAAAAGCCUAACGUUAAAUGGGAGGAUAUCGCUGGUUUAGAAGGUGCUAAAGAAGCAUUGAAGGAAGCUGUGAUUCUUCCAGUGAAAUUCCCACAUCUUUUUAAGGGUAAACGUAAGCCUACGACUGGAAUCUUGUUAUAUGGUCCACCAGGUACUGGUAAAUCCUAUUUAGCGAAAGCUGUUGCCACAGAAGCCAACUCUACCUUUUUCAGCAUAAGUUCCAGUGACUUGGUUUCGAAAUGGAUGGGUGAGUCAGAAAGAUUGGUCAAACAACUAUUUGCCAUGGCAAGAGAGAACAAGCCGUCCAUCAUUUUUAUCGAUGAAGUCGAUGCAUUGACCGGGCAAAGAGGAGAGGGAGAGAGUGAAGCAAGCAGAAGAAUAAAAACAGAACUUUUGGUUCAAAUGAAUGGUGUAGGUAAUGAUUCCAGUGGAGUCUUAGUUCUAGGAGCAACUAAUAUCCCAUGGCAGUUGGAUAGUGCUAUUAGAAGAAGAUUUGAGAGAAGAAUAUAUAUUCCCCUACCUGACCUUGCGAGCAGAACAAAAAUGUUUGAGUUGAACGUUGGUGAUACACCAUGUAAAUUAACAAAAGAAGAUUACAGAUCUCUAGGGGAGAUGACAGAUGGUUAUUCAGGAUCCGAUAUUGCCGUGGUUGUCAAGGACGCAUUAAUGGAACCUGUCAGAAAGAUUCAAAUGGCAACACAUUUCAAGAAUUCGUCGGAUGAUCCAGACGUACGGAAGCUAACACCAUGUUCGCCAGGCGAUCCAGAAGCCAUUGAAAUGUCAUGGACAGAUAUUGAUGCUGAUGAACUUCAGGAGCCUGAUUUAACUGUAAAAGAUUUCCUAAAGGCUAUACAAACGUCAAGACCAACAGUUAAUGAAGAAGAUAUACACAAACAGGAAGAGUUCACCAAAGACUUUGGUCAAGAGGGAAAUUAG